AUGCCAACCAAGGCUCUCGGAGAAACUUUGAACGAGUACAUCGUCGUUGGACGUAAAAUCCCAACCGAACGUGAACCGGUGACACCAAUCUGGAAGAUGCAAAUCUUCGCCACCAACCACAUCAUCGCCAAGUCACGAUUCUGGUACUUCGUCUCUAUGCUUCGUCGUGUGAAGAAGGCUAACGGAGAGAUCCUCUCAGUUAAACAAGUGAGUUUUGUCUCAAGUAAAUAUUGAUUCAAUUUAAACUAUUUUUAGAUCUUCGAGAAGAAGCCAGGUACCGUCAAGAACUACGGAGUCUGGUUGAAGUACGAUUCCCGUACCGGACACCACAACAUGUACCGUGAGUACCGUGACACCACUGUCGCUGGAGCCGUCACCCAAGCCUACCGUGACAUGGGAGCUCGUCAUCGUGCCCAAGCCGACCGUAUCCACAUCCUCAAGGUCCAAACCAUCAAGGCCGAAGACACCAAGCGUGCCGGAAUCAAGAUGUUCCACGACUCGAAGAUCCGAUUCCCACUCCCACACAGAAUCACCAAGAGAAGAAACCUCAACCUCUUCACCACUGCUCGCCCACAAACCCACUUCGCUUAA
Messenger RNA from Caenorhabditis angaria, 591 nucleotides. The record is from the annotation of a GenBank genome assembly. Lineage: Eukaryota; Metazoa; Nematoda; Chromadorea; Rhabditida; Rhabditidae.